AUGUCAUUAUUAUCAUUAGUAUUUAUUUGGUUAGAUAAAUGUAUUGGAAAUUUACCUGGUGAAAAUGAAAAAUUAAAAGAAAAAUUUCGAAAACUUCUUUCACCAAUUCGACAAUUUGAUAAACCAUCAUCUUGUUUGGAUUCUAUUGAAUUAUCAUUGAAAAAUAAAUGUAUUUUUUUUAUAACAUCAAAUAGUUUUGUUGAUGAAGAAUUUCUUAAAAAAAUAGCUUCAUUAUCAAAUGUUUAUCGUAUUUAUAUUUAUAAUCAAGAAGGAAAUGAUUAUCAAUUUACUGAUACAAAUCUUAUUAAGAAAAUAGGUUUAGAAAGAAUUAUACAAUUUGAUGAACAACUUUAUAAACAAAUAAUCUUAGAUUUAAUUAAAAUAUAUUCAAAGGAAUCUAAUCAAUCAAGACAAGCUAAAGAAUUACUUAAAUCUGCUGUUAAAUUACUCAAUACUAUCGAUGAUAAAGAUGAAGAUUUACAAGACAUAGAAAAAUAUUUAAUUUCUCGAAUACAUAAUCUUAAAUAA
Rotaria sordida is the source of this 528-nucleotide messenger RNA. The record is from the annotation of a GenBank genome assembly. NCBI's taxonomy places the organism in Eukaryota, Metazoa, Rotifera, Eurotatoria, Philodinida, Philodinidae.